AUGACGAAAGCGCGCUAUGACUUCAAGACGCGCCCGGUCGCGCACCCGGACGCCAUUGUCGCGGGCGACAAGUACCGCUUUACCAUCCUCACCGACGGUCUGCUGCGCUUCGAGUGGGCCGAAGAUGGGCGAUUCGAAGACCGCGCAAGCACCUUCGCCAUCAACCGCAAACUAGCCGUGCCUGACUUCUACGUCUGGGAUCGUGGCCACGGCAUCGAGAUCGUAACCAAGCGCUUCCACGUUGUAUACGACAAGAAGAAGUUCAGUGCCGACGGUUUCAAGAUCCAUCUCAAGGGCAACGUGACGGGCACAUGGACAUACGGGCAGCCACUCUCCAAUCUGGGCGGCACAAACCGUACGCUCGACGGUGUAAAUGGCAGGACCAACCUAGGCCCUGGUGUGCUGUCCAGAGAGGGCAUGGCCCUUUUGGACGACACCAAAUCCAUGCUCUUCGAAGAUAACGGGUGGAUUGCAGGACGCACGAGUGGCGAUAGGACAGACCAAUACAUCUUCAUGUAUGGCCGCGACUAUCGGGAAGCCAUACGCGCCUUCUACGCUGUGUCAGGAAGCCAGCCUCUCCUGCCACGAUACGCCAUGGGCAACUGGUGGAGUCGAUACCACGCCUACGACGAGAAGGAAUACCUUGACUUGCACGAUCACUUCGACAAAGACGACGUGCCCAUGAACGUGGCGGUUGUGGAUAUGGACUGGCAUCUGGUAUGGGAUUUGCCUGGUGGCGUCAAUGGCUGGACUGGGUACACAUGGAACAAGAAGCUCUUCCCCGAUCCCGAUGCUUUCAUGAAGAAGCUGCACGAUCGUGGCAUGAAAUUGACGCUCAAUCUACAUCCAGCAGACGGCUUCCGACCGCACGAGGAACAAUACCCCGAAGUUGCCAAAUACCUUGGCAUCGACCCACAGUCUAAGCAGACGAUUCCUUUCGACUGCACAGACAAAAAGUUUAUGGACGCAUACUUCGACAUCGUACACCACGAGCAUGAAGAGCGAGGUGUAGAUUUCUGGUGGGUGGACUGGCAACAAGGCAACACAUCCAAGAUCCCCGGAGUCGACCCUCUCUGGGUGCUCAACCACUUUCACUUCCUUGAUAGUGGUCGUGGUUCUCAGCGCCCUCUGAUUCUCUCCCGAUUUGGUGGCCCAGGAGCCCAGCGCUACCAGAUCGGCUUUUCCGGUGAUGCUAUCAUUACGUGGGACAGUCUGCACUUUCAGCCUGAGUUUACAGCAACUGCGUCGAACAUUGGGUAUGGUUGGUGGAGCAACGACAUUGGUGGCCAUACACACGGCUACAAGAAUGACGAACUCUACACACGAUGGGUACAACUAGGUUGCUGGUCCCCCAUUUUGCGCCUACAUUCAGACAACAAUCCUUUCAACCCCCGCGAGCCUUGGCGCUUCAACGAAGAGGCACGCGUCAUCGUAGAAGACACCCUACGUUUCCGCCACCGCCUCAUCCCAUACCUGUACACGAUGAACGCGAGGAGUGCGUCUGACGAUGAACCACUUGUUCAACCCAUGUACUGGGACCACCCCGAGGCUGACGAGGCUUACAACGUACCCAAUCAGUUCCGCUUUGGCUCUGAGAUGAUUGUUGCCCCCAUUACCCAGCCACGCGACCAGACUACGCAUCUUGGUGCAGAGAAGCUCUGGCUCCCAGAAGGCCGUUACGUCGACAUCUUUACUGGCAUUGUAUACAAUCGUGCCGGCGAACUCACCGUCCACCGUCCCCUAAACUUCGUUCCCGUGCUCGCAAAAGAAGGGUCCAUAAUCCCUCUCGACGCAGCCUACCGACCCAAAUCCGGCUCUCCCAACCCAGAAGGUCUGGAAAUCCUCCUUGCUGUAGGCGCAGACGGGUCCUUCACGCUCAUCGAAGACGAUGGCACAGGGCAUCUUGUUGACGACGGCGGCUUUUCAAUCAUCGACGACGAAGGCCAAGAAUCAGCCGAUGAUACUGUGCGCUUCGCACAUACACCCAUUACCUACAAGCAAUCUACUGGCGUCAUCAACAUUGGCCCCACCACACCUGAAAACCACGCCAUUCCCAAGAGCCGGUCUUGGAAGAUCCGUUUACUGGCUCAUACACCCAAGAAGGGUACAGAGAUACGCUGCGUCACAACCUCCCCUACUACCAAGAAGCAUGCAAAGGUCCUUUCGCACAAGGUUACUCAGGAAAGUAAUGGUACGCUCAUCACGCUGGAUGCUGUACCCACUUCGCAUACUAUCCAUAUUGAACUCAUGUCUUCUUCAUCUCGUUCCUCAGCUUCUUCGUCAGGUCCGCAACUUGAUGUUAUCGAUCCGAAUCCCAAGCUCUGGGACAUCAUUGACAAGGCGUGGAUUGAGAUGGAUAAGAAGUGGGAUUACUGGAAUUGCGUCAAUAACGGAGAGCCGGUUUUGAACAAGGUCAGAGCGCUGCAAGGGAGAGGUAUGCACAGAGGGUUGCUGGAUGCGAUGUUGGAGUUGUUGCUGGCGGACGGGAGGUAUGCUGGAGAAGAGACGGAUGAGUGGUGA
Alternaria arborescens is the source of this 2520-nucleotide messenger RNA. RefSeq lists its product as hypothetical. NCBI's taxonomy places the organism in Eukaryota, Fungi, Ascomycota, Dothideomycetes, Pleosporales, Pleosporaceae. The record is from RefSeq and is a predicted model, not a curated record. Gene Ontology annotation, biological process: carbohydrate metabolic process; N-glycan processing. Gene Ontology annotation, molecular function: alpha-glucosidase activity. The transcript has a single exon. Bases 1 to 2520 code for a protein of 839 amino acids.